AUGCUCGGAAAUCAACGGCCCGGAGAUCCGGCCAACCCCAUUUACUUCACUACUUCAGGAAGAAACCCGACCCGAAAUUGGAGGGUCCGAAUCAAUCAAACCCAGCUUGUUUCACAGGCCUCCACAGUUCUCCUGCAACGACACUCCAAAUUAUGGGCUCUGCUUCUCAAGCCACUCAAUUUCUCCUCCAAUUUUACUCCUUCCCUCUUUCACCAAAUCUUGAACAGAAUCGAAACCCACCCCAAAAUAUGUUUUAGUUUCUUCAAUUGGGCUCAGAAAACCCUCGAUUUCAAUCCUGAAAUCGGCGACCGGUGCCGGAUUAUCCGGAUACUGUUAGGGUCGGAGCUUUAUAUACUUGGAAAACCCAUCUUAGAUUCAAUUGUUCAAGAUUACCCACCUGCCAAGAUUUUCCCUCUAUUGAUUCAAUCGCGCAAAGCUGUUGAUUUUCAGAAUAUUUCCCCGGUAAUGAACUCCGUCGUCGAAUGUUAUUGCAGCAAACAAAUGUAUUUGCAAAGUUUGGAGGUUUAUCAUAUGGCUAAAGAUUAUAGGAUUGGAUUGAGUGUAGAUUCUUGUAACAUAUUGCUCAAUUUGUUGGGUGACAAAAAUGAGCUAAAAUUAGCUUGGUGCUAUUACGCUUCGAUUAUUCGAAAUGGGGUUUCGGGUAAUCGGUUUACGUGGUCUUCAAUUGCUAGAAUUUUACAUAAAGAUGGAAAAUUCGAAAGAAUUUCAAAGGUGUUCGAUGUGGGAAUAUUUACACCCGAGAUGUUCGAUUUGAUUAUUGAUGGUCAUAGCAAAAGAGGGGAUUUCGAAGCUGCUUUCGAUUAUCUAAAUAGAAUGUGCAGUAAAGAAAUCGGGCCGAGUUUCAGUACUUACAGCUCGAUACUCAACGGGGCUUGUAAACAUCAAGAUGGAGAAAUCAUUGAAAAUAUGCUGUCUUUAAUGGUAGAGAAGGGGCAUAUUGCAGAAACUCCCGUUUGUGAUUACGAUUCGAUCGUUAAGGAACUUUGUGAUGAGGGAAAAACAUUUGCUGUGGAUCUCUUUUCGGAAAGGGCUUACGAGGCGAAGAUUGAACUGCAGCACGGUACAUAUGAGUGUAUGCUCAUGGCAUUAUUAUCCGAGGAAGCUAGAUUAGAAGAUGCGAUUAAGUUAUACAAAAUCGUUCGUGAAAAGAAUAUUUUACUAAGUGAGAGUUGUUACAGUGAGUUUGUAGUGAUUCUUUGCAAAGAGAAUCCAUCACGGGAGAUAACCAAUUUGUUAGUGGAUAUAACAAAACAAGGGUUCUUUUUUCAGCCGAAAGAACUUUCCGGAUACAUUAGCAAACAGUGUGCCGAAGGUCGAUGGAGAGAAGCAGAGGAAAUCUUUAAUGCAGUUCUGAAUAAAGGGUUUUUGCUCGAUUCAACGUGUUGUGGCUCUAUUGUGAAACGUCACUGUUCGAGCGGGCAAAUCGGUAAAGCGAUUGUGGUUCAUAAUAAGUUAGAGGAGUUGAAGGGUAGUUUAGACAUUGCAGCGUACAAUAAAUUUAUUGCGGCGUUGUUCAGAGAUAACAGAGCUGAAGAAACCAUCAAGGUGUUUGAUUAUAUGAAAGCGUGCAAAAUUUUCGACGGUGAGAGUUUUUCGCACAUGAUAUGUGGUUUGUGUCGUGUGAAGGAAUUUAGGAAAGCAAUGAGAUUUCACGAUGAAAUGCUGGAAUUGGGGCUUAAACCCGAUCGAAGAACGUAUAAGAGGUUAAUUUCGGGUUUCGGGUGA
Molecule: messenger RNA, 1746 nt
Organism: Erythranthe guttata (spotted monkey flower)
Lineage: Eukaryota; Viridiplantae; Streptophyta; Magnoliopsida; Lamiales; Phrymaceae
Product: Tetratricopeptide repeat (TPR)-like superfamily protein
Molecular function (GO): protein binding
Source: RefSeq, a predicted model, not a curated record